AACGCCUCACUGCUAUGUGUGUUUCAGUUUCAUUGUGAGAAUGACAGCCGAGCAGAUGAUGUUCUCCGUGAGAAACCUCAAUUUGAAGCCUGAGCAGCAGCAGCAGCAGCAGCAGCAGCACAUGCCACACUCUAAUGGACCUGCUGGACCUGAAACUGGAAAUAAACUAAAUUCUGUGUCCAUGAAAACUGACCAGCCAAUGGAGUCUUAUUUUAAAAAAAUUGCUGAUGGAAGGAUUGAUCACAGACUACAAUCUUCUGGAUCUUCACCCAGCUGUGUCUCCUUCAACAGCAACAAGUCAAAAAGCAUGAUUUAUAAGUUUAAAAAGCAAGAUCCUGAUGAGCUGAAGAUUGAGGACUGGGAGAACUCAGAGGAUCAAAGUCAUCAGUAUGACGUGGACUCCAACUUUAUGCAACUGGAGGACAAUAUUAUCCCUUUUGGGAAAAAUGAGCUGAAAAACCUGCAGAAGAGUGUGAGUCCAGAUAACUCAGAAGGCAAUGAGUGUGAGGAUGACAGAUUUUUGGGGUGUGACGACAAACAGCAGAAAGACUCAUUUCUAAGGAGCACGCUGCACUUCCUAAGAAAAAUGAACCAGGGGAAGCUGGCUGACUGUCUACAGAGCAAAUGCCAUGCUGCAGUUUGUCAGCAUAAAUUUAAAUACAGUCUGAAGAUGAAAUUUCAGUGUGUGCUUGAGGGCAUUGCUAAAGCAAGAAACCCUACCCAUCUGAAUCAGAUCUACGCUGAACUCUACAUUACAGAUGGGGAUACUACAGAGGUCAAUAAUGAACAUGAAAUCAGACAGCUUGAAACAUCAUCCAGGAAAGUAGACAGGCAAGAAACAACAAUCAAACGAGAAGACAUUUUUAAAGGUUUACCUGGAAAAAAGGAAGAGAUCAGAACAGUGCUCACAAAGGGAGUGGCCGGCAUUGGGAAAACAGUCUUAACUCAGAAGUUCACUCUGGACUGGACUGAAAACAUAAGCAACCAGGACAUCCAGUUCACAUUUCCAUUUACUUUCAGAGAGCUGAAUGUACUGAAAGAGAAAAAGUUCAGCUUGGUGGAACUUGUUCAUCACUUCUUUACUGACAUAAAAAAAGCAGGAAUCUGCAGCUUUGAUGAGUUUCGGGUCAUGUUCAUCUUUGAUGGUCUGGACGAGUGUCGAUUUUCUCUGGACUUUCACAACACUGAGAUCCUGACUGAUGCUACACAAUUUGCCUCAGUGGAUGUGUUGCUAAUAAACCUCAUCAGGGGUAAUCUGCUUCCCUAUGCUCACCUCUGGAUAACCACACGGCCUGCAGCAGCCAAUCAGAUUCCUCCUGAGUUUGUUGACAUGGUGACAGAAGUCAGAGGGUUCACCGAUGAACAAAAAGAGGAGUACUUCAGGAAGAGAUUCAGAAAUGAAGACUAGGCCACAAGCAUUGUUUCCCACAUCAAGUCAUCACGAAGCCUCCACAUCAUGUGCCAUAUCCCAGUUUUCUGUUGGAUCACUGCUACAGUUCUGGACGAUGUACGGAAGACUAGAGAGGGAGCAGAGCUACCAAAGACUCUGACUGAGAUGUACAUCUAUUUCCUGGUGGUUCAGUCUAAAGUAAGGAAGAUCAAGUAUCAUGGUGAUGCUGAAACAGAUCCACACUGGAAUUCAGAGAGCAAGAAGAUGAUUGAAUCUCUGGGAAAACUGGCUUUUGACCAGUUACAAAAAGGAAACCUGAUCUUUUAUGAAUCAGACCUGACGGAGUGUGGCAUCGAUAUCAGAGCAGCCUCAGUGUACUCAGGAGUGUUCACACAGAUCUUUAAAGAGGAGAGCGGACUGUACCAGGACAAGGUGUUUUGCUUCGUCCAUCUGAGUGUUCAGGAGUUUCUGGCUGCUCUUCAUGUCCAUCUGACCUUCAUCAACUCUGGUAUUAAUGUGCUGGAAGAUCAGCUAAAAAUGCCUUUAUGGUCUAAACUGUUUAAAGAAAGAAAUUAUUUAAAAUAUCUCCACCAGAGUGCUAUUGACAAGGCCUUGGAAAGUCCGAAUGGACACCUGGACUUGUUUCUCCGAUUCCUCCUGGGUCUUUCAACUCAGACCAAUCAGGGUCUCCUUCGAGGCUUACUGACAGACACAAAAAGACAUUUUGAGAGCAAUCAGGAAACAAUCCAGCACAUUAAGAAGAAAAUUGGUGAGAAUCUGUCUGCAGAGAAAAGCAUCAAUCUCUUCCACUGUCUCAAUGAACUGAACAAUCGUUCUCUUGUGGAGGAGAUCCAACAGUCUCUGAGAUCAGGAAGUCUCUCUAUAGAUAAACUGUCUCCAGCUCAGUGGUCAGCUCUGGUCUUCAUCUUACUGUCAUCAGAAAAUGAUCUGGAUGUGUUUAACCUGAAGAAAUACUCUGCUUCAGAGGAGGCUCUUCUAAGGCUGUUGCCUGUGGUCAAAGCCUCAAGAAAAGCCGUAUUGACUUUCUGCACCCUUGCAAAGAGAAGUUUUGAGGCCUUGUCUUCAGUUUUUACUUCUGAGUCUUCUAGACUGAGAGAACUGGACCUGAGUAACAACAACCCCCAGGAUUCAGGAUUGAAGAUAUUAUCUGCUGGACUUGGGAGUCCACAGUGUAUGCUAGACAAUCUCAGGCUGAAUGGCUGUUUCAUAACAGAACGAAAUGUUGGUUCCCUGGCCUCAGUUCUCAGCUCCCAAACUUGCAGCCUGAGAGUGCUGGACCUGAGUAACAACGACCUGCAGGAUUCAGGAGUGGAACUACUGUCUUGUGGCUUGCAGGGUCCUUCCUGCACGCUAGAAACUCUCAGACUGAGUGUCUGUAACCUCUCUGAAGCAAGCUGUGCAGCCCUGUCCUCAGUUCUUAGCUUGCAAUCCUCUAGUCUCAGAGAGCUGGAUCUGAAUAAUAACAACCUGCAAGAUUCAGGAGUAAAAUUGCUGUUGAUAGGACUGAAGAAUCCACACUGUAGACUGGAAACUCUCAGGAUAUCAGGCUGUUUGAUUACAGAGGAAGGCUGUGCUUCUCUAGCCUCAGCCCUGACUUCUAACCCCUCUCAUCUGAGGGAGCUGGACCUGAGCUACAAUCACCCAGGAGACUCAGGAAAAAGGCUGCUAUCUUCUGGACUUGAAGAUCCCUGUUGGAGACUACAGAGUCUCAAGUUGGAGCCUGCUGGUGUCCAGUGGCUCAGACAAGGUCUGAGGAAGUAUUUCUGUGAGCUUACAGUCAACACAGAUACAGUAAACAGAAACCUUAAACUGUCUGACAACAACAGGAAUGUGACAUAUGUGAAAGAAAAUCAGUCAUAUCCUGAUCAUCCAGACAGAUUUGACCAGAAUCAUCAGCUGCUGUGCAGAGAUGGUCUGACUGGCCGCUGUUACUGGGAGGUUGAGUGGAGUGGAGGUGUGCAUAUAUCAGUGAGUUACAAGAGAAUCAGCAGGAGAGGAGAAAGAAAUGACAGUUGGUUUGGAGGGAAUCCUCAGUCCUGGAGUCUGUUCACCGAUGGUGUUUACUCUAUCUGGCAUGAUACAAAAGGAACAUCCAUCCCUUCCUGUUCCUCUUCUUCCUCUGUCUCUGGCAGAGUAGCAGUGUAUGUGGACUGUCCUGCUGGCAUUCUGUCUUUUUACAGAGUCUCCUCUGACAAGCUGAUCCACCUCCACACCUUCAACACCACGUUUGAUGAACCUCUGUAUCCUGGGUUUGGACUCUGGUCUUGGUCUUACUUAUCACUGGCUUCCUCGGUACGUUUGUGUUCUUUGCAGAAAUAAUUCACUUUUUGUUAAAUAAACUCAGACUGUUGACUGUGUCACACUGGUCAGGAUCACACACAGCUACAGACCCAGUACUACAGAACAAAUCCAGAUGUACAUCAAGUAUAUCUUUUCAUUACACAGAUUCACAUUUGAGCUGUCUUUCAACUCACAUGUGACUGAAUUUUGUUCUUGUGUCCUUAAAAGCAAAGGAUAAAGACAGUAAGAGUUAUAACUGCUGCCACCUGGUGAUUAGUCACUCAACAACAAAAUGCAUUUGUUUAUUGUUUUCCAUUUUGACGAGACAGAUAGGCUUACUGAGUUUGGUUGCGAGCGUGUCCUGGAAAGAAACAGAUUCCUGCUAAUUAUUACUUAGUAAUAUCAGAGUCUAAAGAUUUCUUGUGUAACACUUUUAAUGAACGCACUGGUACUUGUAGUAUUUUUCUACACUAACUGAGCAUUCAAAGUGAGUUUCACUAUUAGCCACAUUCACUCACAAAUAUUCAUGCAGCACUUUAAUCUAUGUUUAUAAGCACUUUUUUUUCUGUCAUGCACAAACUGACUGCUGGCUGCACUGGAUACCCCCUUAUACAUUUAUUAAAGGAGGGAAUUAGCAAAACAGUUGUUGUAACCAGGCUGUAAACAUGUUUGUUAUGUUGUUACCAUGUUGUAAAAAUGUUAAUAUUUUCAUAUUUUUUUAACAGUAUACUUGUAGAUGUGUUUUCAAAAAGUACUUGUAUAAAAUGUAAAUGAACAUAGAAAGCAAUCCGCAAACUAUUUAAACAUAAUAUUUAUUAAAGAUAAGAUGAAAAAACACAUAAAAUUCUGAGGAAGUGUAACUUUUUUUUUAUUGUGUGAAUGCUUUAAGCAUCCACACUAUUGAGUUCCUUCUUGAUGUUUCCGUACACUUUUCGCCGUGGAUCUACUUCCACAAUUUUUUUGCUAUUUUCACCGUUCAAAUUUUAAACUAUUCUGCUAUUUCUGCUAAUGACGGCUAUGUCUUUUGGUAUUUUUCACUAUUAUACUUUUUAAAAUAUUAAGCUUUUUUCCUUUAAUUUGAAAUGAAUGGGAAACUUCUGCAAUUCUGCUAAAAUUUGCUUGUUUUUGAAACUUAACUACUUCCUCAUAUUUUCACAUAGAGCAACCAUUCAAACUUUAAAAUGUUCUCAAAUUAUUGGGCUAUUCAGGUAUAAAUCAGCUUUUUCAAAUCUUUUACCGUUUUACUUUUAUGCCUCUUAAAGUUUUCAGUUGCAAAAUUGUGAUUUUUCACAAAAUACAUGCGUUGUUAUGGUUGCUAUGCACUUGGCUUCCAGUGUGCCACUGAAGGUUUUGCAGUCUUCUCUUCAUGUCCGAACAACUUCUUGCUACUUGCUCAAUUUUCACUCAACUUCCACAAAUUAUACAUCAAAACGUAGUAUUUUGCUGGCUUUCAGGAAAUGUCACUAUCAUUGUUGUGGGACUUAUAGAAUUUUUGCAAAUCUCCUCAGACCAACACAAAGUCGAAAACUCUCCAUAGAAAGUCAAUGGAGAGUUGUUCAAAAUCACCGCUUGAUUUCUGUAAUGAGAGGCAUAUUCGAAUCGUCAUAUCUCCUUAACGAACAAAGUUAAGACAUGAGGCUUGUCCCAGUAUAUCUUCAGACACUCCUGACGCUCACAAUUCAAGAAUUUCUUUCUCACCUAUUACCGUUCUGAAAUGAGUUAGACUUGUUUGAGGGUAGGAAAUUCGUCCUUCGCUCAGAUUUCUUCAGAUUUCAAACUCUGGAAAUGAACCACUUUUUUCUCUCGUCAUAACUUUUUGUUGGAUUUCCACAGAGACCUGAAAAUUUCCAUGACUGUUCACCAAAGCCUGCUGUCUCUUACGGUGAAAGAAUGAUAUCGAUCUCCAAAUAGAUUUAGAGUUAGAAAGCGUUGUUUGAGGGCAAGUCAAGGCAGUUUUUGCUUCGCUCUACUCAGUUAUGGUGCAUUACAAGUCAAAUAUCUUUAAUAAUUCAUAUUUUAAUGAUAAAUUGUUAACACUGGAAGAUUCCCCCAUCUCUUCUGAACAAAACGGUGUAAGAAUGACCGCUCUAGCCCCUACGGUUAGGAAAUUAUGGUCAUUUGUUUGAGGGGAGUCGUCACUAUGAGAAAUAGACUGCAAAAAUCCUGUGUCUCUCUGUGCUGCAUGCACCUGUUUUGGUGGGAAAAAGUACACAGCCUCUCUGAUUGGUGGAUUCAAAUUCAGCAGCUCCCAGCUGCUGACUGACUAGGAAACUUACUUCUCUCUCCGUGUGUGUGUGUGUGUGUGUGUCAGAGAGAGAGAGAGAGAGAGCCUUUUAAUGGGAUGAUCUCAUUGUAAGAUUCAAAUUCAAUAUAUUUAGACUGGUUGACUGAAUUGGAUCUUGUGUGUGUGUCUCUCUGUGCAUGUGUGUUUCCUUAUGUGUACAUAUUUGUGAUUGUGUGGCUGUUAUAUAUUUUUUUGCUGAUUUUUUUCAUUUAACAAGUAUAUUUGAGGGACCCUCAGCAUGUUCAGCAUUUUUUCAGCUGUCCAUUUUGCUUUUCCAAUUUUUCUGUUUAAGUUAUUACUAUUGUGCUAAAUCAUACUAUUUCUGCUAUUUUAUAAGAUUUGUGCUAAAUAUAGUAUUUCUGAUUAAUUAUAGUUUUUCUACCAAAUCAUAGUACAGUAUUUCUGCUUUUUAUAGGAUUUGUGCUUAAUAUAGUAUUUCUGCUAAAUGUAGUAUUUAUGCUUAAUCAUAGUAUUUCUAUAUAUUUCUGCCAGGUCCCCAGGCAGCCAAUCCUCUGUGAGGACUAAGGCAUUCAAAUUUACAUAUCAGGGCCUGCGCGGCUUCCCAGCCAGCCAAUCAUAUCUUAGGGAUGAGAUGAGACAUUCAAAUUUACAAAUCAGGGCCUGGACGGCUUCCCAGCCAGCCAAUCAUAUAUGUGGGCUGAGGCAUUCAAAUUUGCAUAUUGGGGCCUUCGUGGCUUCUAAGCCAACAAGUCAUCGAUGUCAUAUAUCUCUAAAAAUUCAUAUUUUAAUGAUAAAUUGUCAACACUUGACGAUUCCCCCAUCUCUUCUGAACAAAACGGUGUAAGAAUGACCGUUCUGGCCAAUACAGUUAGGAAAUUAUGGUCAUUUGUUUGAGGGGAAUCCUCACUAUGAGAAAUAGACUACAAAAAUCCUGUCUCUGUGCUGCGUGUGUGCACCUGUUUUGGCGGGAAAAAGUACACAGCCUCUGUGGAUUCAAAUUUAGCAGCUCCCAGGCUGCUUGACUGAAAACAUGCUUCUUCUCCCUGUUUGUGUGUGUGUGUGUGUGUGUGUGUGUGUGUGUGUGUGUGUGUGUGGGAGAGAGAGAGAGAGAGAGACCCUCUUUAGGGCAGCAUCUCAUUGUUGGAAAAAAAUAUAAUAUAUUCAGACUGGUUGACUGGCAUAGACCCUCCGUGUGUCUCUCUCUCUGUGCAUUUGUGUAUACAUAUUUGAUUUUGUGUGUAUCUGUUGGCUGUUCCUUCUUGUUUUUUAAAUUUAUUUUUAUUUCUUUAUUUUUUUUCCACAGGUGAACAACAAUUAGUUUUGGGGAACUUAACCAUGUUCCGUUUUUUUUUUCAGCUUGUCAUCUUACUUUUCCAGUAUUUUCACUUAAGUUAUUACUAUUCUGCUCAAUCAUAGUAUUUGUUCUAAAUCAUUGUUAUUAUGCUAUAUUGUAGUAUUUCUGCUAAAUCAUAUAUUUCUACUA
This is a messenger RNA of Haplochromis burtoni (Burton's mouthbrooder), 7419 nucleotides long. Its product is annotated as NLR family CARD domain-containing protein 3-like. NCBI's taxonomy places the organism in Eukaryota, Metazoa, Chordata, Actinopteri, Cichliformes, Cichlidae. The transcript is spliced from 12 exons. Gene Ontology annotation, molecular function: protein binding. The record is from RefSeq and is a predicted model, not a curated record.